Molecule: messenger RNA, 1155 nt
Organism: Aspergillus costaricaensis CBS 115574
Lineage: Eukaryota; Fungi; Ascomycota; Eurotiomycetes; Eurotiales; Aspergillaceae
Exons: 1
Coding region: 315-1070 (251 amino acids)
Source: RefSeq, a predicted model, not a curated record
CUCCCCUAAGGGGUUGCACCAAUACCUCCUGAUCACCCGUCUACACGCUGGUCGGCUCGAGAUACCGUGUUCAAUAGCACCUUAAUUCCUCACCGCUGCAGCUAAUUCUCUCGGCUCUUGUUUCGCCCCGCGGACCAGCAUCAGCCUCUCCUCGUGUCCUGAACCCCCCCAUAAACCGCGGACCCCACCUAAGCAACUCACCUCCUUUUGAGAGACCCCAUCUCCGACCAGCCAGGGGGGAACCUGCAUAACACAAAUCAGAAUCACAAGAAGAAGAAGAAGACGAACGAAGAAGAAGAACAAGAAACACCAUCAUGUUCUCAUCCCUGACCUCAUCCUCCGCCAUCUCAAACCUAGGCACGCGGCUCACCUCCCUCCGACGAGCCAUCACCCUAGGCGAUGAAGCCGACGAUCCAGAAAACGAAGACUGCUCGCACAUUUCCAACGUGCUGCGCGCCUACUACACGGAGAAAGGACGGCCCUUCCCGAACUGGCUGCCCCCCGAUCCGAAAGCGCCAACACCAGCGCCGGCACGGGUCAUCGCGACGACGCAAGUGCAGGCCGGAGGAGCAGCCGGCGGCGGCAGUGGUCCAGCAGCAUCGGCGUAUGGACGCAGCGGAGGCGGCGGAUUGGGAGACUUGUGGGGAGAUUCGGGUUCAACGACGGCGCCGGCCUCGCAGACGGCCAGUCUGCGUCGAGGUCGGUUGACACCCGGCAGUGGUGGAAACAUGGGGGCGCCUCUAGCCGCCACGGCCAGCGCACCGUCGGGGAUGAUUGCAUCACCGCAUAGUCCGUCACCUGGUGCAGGUGUGCCGACCGGGUCAGCGAGACCGCUGCCUAGCCAGCGAGCCGGGUCGUAUCAGACGAUCUCGGGCCCAGUCACAGGUGGAGGGCUAGAGCGAGCGGCGUCGGCCCAAGAAAGACUGCGAGCUAGAUUACAUGGGGGCCGGUCUCCCAGUCCCGGGCAGAAUCCGGGCAGUUCGAGUGGUAGUCGGCCGGGUUCGCCAUAUGUUGGAGGGGGAGCGGAUCCUAGUGCACGAAAACCGGUAGGCAUGCCGGGAAGACGAUAAUGGUCGGGCAGGAUUUUUUGUUGCUUUUUUAGUUUCGUUUACGUUUAGGCUAAUUUACUUUUUACUCCAUUUACGGAGUACGCCG